AUGGUCCGGCCCACAGGUCCCCGCGAUCCCAUCGCCGGCCCUGAUAUCCCACAACCACCCUUCCCUCUCAAGCUCCGUGGGCCGGUAAUCAAGGGCUUUGGGCGAGGAAGUAAGGAGCUAGGCAUCCCCACAGCCAACAUCCCCCUCUCCGGCCUCAGCAUAAACGGACAUUCGGACCUCGACUCAGGCAUCUACUACGGCUUCUGCACGCUCGACCACUCCACGAUCCCGAGCUCCACAACAUCCACGACGGUCCCCAGCGCCACAGACGACAAAUCCGUGCCUUCCAAGAGCUCGUCGCACGCCGUGCUCGACCUUGAGUACGCCGCCUCGAUACCCACCACCUCGCGCUCCCCCGUGUACCCGACCGUGCUCUCCAUCGGCUACAACCCGUACUACAAAAACACAACGCGCAGCAUCGAGAUCCACAUCCUGGCCAGCUUCGACAAGGACUUCUACGGCGCCGAGCUGUCGCUCAUAAUCCUCGGCUUCAUAAGACCAGAGUACGACUACGUGAGCAAAGAUGCGCUUGUCGAGGACAUCAGGGAGGACAUACGGAUAUCGCAGCGCAGUCUGGCGCGGGAGGCGUACGAGGCGUGCAAGAGCGAUCCGUGGCUGAAGGGCGAGGGUGGGCAGGAGGCUGGGCAGUUGACGGGGCACAGUGAUGCGCGGGGAGGUUUGAACGGGGAUGGGAAGACGGUGGAGGGCGAGGGGGACGACGAGCGGGAGAACGUGAAGCUCGUGCCUGGAGACCAAGGGCAGAAGGACGAAGUAGCCAUGAGCGCGAUGCCGAGUUAG
Messenger RNA from Ascochyta rabiei, 798 nucleotides. RefSeq names its product Riboflavin kinase. Gene Ontology annotation, biological process: riboflavin biosynthetic process; FMN biosynthetic process. Gene Ontology annotation, cellular component: mitochondrion. The transcript is spliced from 2 exons. The record is from RefSeq and is a predicted model, not a curated record. The coding region runs from base 1 to 798 and encodes 265 amino acids. Gene Ontology annotation, molecular function: riboflavin kinase activity. NCBI's taxonomy places the organism in Eukaryota, Fungi, Ascomycota, Dothideomycetes, Pleosporales, Didymellaceae.